AUGGAGUUUGUGCGUGCUGUCAUUGUUGGUGCUGGUGCGAGUACUUCCACACCAAUGUUGAGUUGUAUUGCCUCCGGCACACCGUGUUCAAACUGCAUGGAUGCUCUCACCUAUCAACCUAGUAUUCUCCGCAAUAGUAACAAUGAUGAUAAGAGUUAUAUUAGUAAAAGUAGAAAUCAUCGUUUAAAUCCAUGCUUUCUACUACAACUACGACACCCAACAGAUCAUACUAUUCAUAAUAUAUUAAUAGAUUGUGGAAAAACAUUUCGUGAAUCUGCUAUUAAAGUAUUUCCCUCAUUUGGAGUUUCUGAUCUCAGUGCUGUCUUGCUCACACAUGAUCAUGCAGAUGCUGUUUUUGGCUUAGAUGAUCUUCGUGAGUUUAAUCGUCCAGAUACACCACUGGAAGUGUUUGGCGAUGAACGUACACUGCGAUGUAUGAAAAAUGUCUAUCCAUAUUUAUUUCCAAAAGAUGGUCCUGCUGUUGUUGGGGCUUGGAGAAAGAAUAAAACUGGAUUUAUUGCCGCCAUUAAAUGGGAUUCCUUUACACCAUUAGAGAAAUUAACUAUACACAUCCCAUCAAGAGUGAGUCAAACCCCAAAUGGGGAUUCCACACCAGAGACAAAGACGCCUUCUAUUGAUACGAGUGAAGAGAAUCAUUCUACAAGUGUGGCCUGGUCUGUUGUGCCUAUUCCUGUUCUCCACGGUAGAGAUUAUUAUUCCAAUGCCUUUCUUAUUCCUUUACAUUCCGCAAAUGAAACUCCACGUUUAUUAUUAUACGUAUCGGAUAUUAGUGUAGUGGAUGAGGCCUUCUUUAAAAAUGUCGCACAUGCAAAGACUUUACUUGGCGUGCCGGUCACUACACCAAUUGAAGUUCUGGUGCUGGAUAUGUUAUCGCAUCAUGUUUAUUUCGCACAUCUCAGUGUGGAGGCGGCUAUUCAAGCAGCGCAGGAAAUAAAAGCGAAAAAAACAUUUUUUGUUGGAAUGGCUCAUUCACUUAAUUACACGGCACUCACACAACAUCUUGGUGAGUUGGGCUUUGGUGAAAGUAUGGCCGUUGGAUUUGAUGGAUGUGUGGUGGCGGAUAACAGUGAAGGGGGGUUACACCCCAACUUGUAA
Trypanosoma theileri is the source of this 1116-nucleotide messenger RNA. RefSeq names its product PhnP protein. The transcript has a single exon. The coding region runs from base 1 to 1116 and encodes 371 amino acids. The record is from RefSeq and is a predicted model, not a curated record. NCBI's taxonomy places the organism in Eukaryota, Euglenozoa, Kinetoplastea, Trypanosomatida, Trypanosomatidae.